Medioppia subpectinata is the source of this 1290-nucleotide messenger RNA. Lineage: Eukaryota; Metazoa; Arthropoda; Arachnida; Sarcoptiformes; Oppiidae. The record is from the annotation of a GenBank genome assembly.
AUGUCCGAAGAGGACAGGUAUUUGGAAAUGUCUGCAAUUGUCUCAUCGGUGGUCUUGUUAUCAAUUUUAAUGAUCGCUUCAGUUAACCAUAUCUUUCGAGUACUCCAUACCAAUAAAUUUGAUGACCACUUCAUCUCCGGAUCCUUAUCUUAUCGUCAAAACGUGUCAAGUUGUUCUUCGAUGACAAUCGACGCCAAAGAGAUUGCAUUGAAUAUCAAACAAAGAAAUUACAAUUUGAAAAUACGAUUCAUUCAAACAGGGCUUAAGAAAUUCUUGUCCAUAUGUGGGGAUCCAUUUGGUGGCAAUCCAUUUGUCGCCGACCAGUACUGGACACCCGCUAUGAAGUGUCAACGGAUCGGUGUCUCCCGAGUCGUACAGAUUAUGCCAGAAGAGUGCCGCAGACUUCUCGGGAAAUACGGUUACAUUCAAGAGGGGGAAGACAGUGGCGCCGCCGGCCUCCACAUCGGCCAAGUAGUUAAUCCACGUCGCGAUCACUUGGGGUCCGUUAGUCUCCCGAUACGCGUUAGACGAGUCGUAAUGAUAGUCAUAAUAACCGCCGACAUUGUAUUUGAUAACAUUAUACGCUUCGGCAUAACUCGUGUUAAGGCCAGUGAUGGCACCGAUACGUCGGCUUACAGUUUGCAACACCGGGUUUUCUCCGCCACACAACUGAUCCUCGGCUUCAGAUAUGAUCCAUUGAAAUUCUCAAAUAUCUUUGGGCUUCACUUGAAUUUCCCAUUUCUUGUUCACAAGAGGAUAGUGAUCGCUUCGGUUAACCAUAUCUUCGCCUCCGAUGAGGCCUCAAACGCUUCAAACAUACGAUUCAUUCAAACAGGGUUUAAGAAACUCUUGUCCAUAAGUACGGAUCCAUUUGGUGGCAAUCCAUUUGUCGCCGACCAGUACUGGACACCCGCUAUGAAGUGUCAACGGAUCGGUGUCUCCCGAGUCGUACAGAUUAUGCCAGAAAAGUGCCGCAAACUUCUCGAGCAAAACGGUUACAUUCAAGAGGGGGAAGACAGUGGCGCCGCCGGCCUCCACGUCGGCCAAGUAGUUAAUCCAAGUGCCGAUCCGUUGGGAUCCGUUACUCUCCCGAUAGGCGUUGGACGAUUCGUAAUGAUAGUCAUAAUAACCGCCGACACUGUAUUUGAUAGCAUUGUAUGCCUCGGCAUAAGUGGUGUUGAGGCCAGUGAUGGCACCGAUACGUCGGCUUACAGUUUGCAACACCGGGUGAUAGUUAUCGUACAACCAAUUGCCGUUCGCCACCCGUAUAUUGAAUCCCUCUUCAUCUGA